Molecule: messenger RNA, 693 nt
Organism: Apodemus sylvaticus (European woodmouse)
Lineage: Eukaryota; Metazoa; Chordata; Mammalia; Rodentia; Muridae
Product: prolactin-5A1-like
Exons: 5
Coding region: 1-693 (230 amino acids)
Biological process (GO): positive regulation of receptor signaling pathway via JAK-STAT; female pregnancy; positive regulation of lactation
Cellular component (GO): extracellular region
Molecular function (GO): prolactin receptor binding; hormone activity
Source: RefSeq, a predicted model, not a curated record
AUGCAACUCUCUUUGACUCAACUAUGCUCCUGGGCACUCCUGCUGCUGCUACUGUCAAACCUGCUUCUGUGGGAGAGUGUGGCCUCUGUGCGCAUGUGUGAAGUAAUAAAUGGGCAAUGCCAGCUGACACUCGAGCACUUGUUUAAUCAGGCACGUGGCUUAUCUGAGAACACCAGUCGCCUCACUUCAGAAAUAUUCAAUGAGUUUGAUAAAGUACGCUCUUCAGUUCCUGGCCUCUGGGGCAAAAUCCCCCUGGUGUGCAACAAUCAUUCCCUCCCUAUUUCAAAUAAGACAACAGAAGAACAAGAGAUUCAGGUCCGCUUGAAAAUGACCAUAGGUAUGUUGCUUGGCUGGAAAAACACUCUGAGGCAUGUAGCAGCAGAUAUUGCUGAUCUGAAAUCAAUCCCUAAAGUUGGAGCUUUCAUAUCUAAUGUCAGAAAAAUAGCUGCAAAAUUCACAAGACUCACAAGAAUAUUAAAGGAAGUUAAGUCAUUGCUCAGACUGGUUCGUCUUGAGCCUGAGGAAGAUAAAGACUACCCUCCCUUACCUGGACUCCCAGCAUUACAUCUGCUAACUAACCCUUCUCGCCUUACCAUCUAUCAUUCCAUUCUGGGCUGUGUGAACUAUGAUGCAGAAAAGAUUACAGCUCAUUUGAAGAUCCUGAGAUGCAAAAUGAUCCCCAGAAAGUGUUAA